This is a messenger RNA of Maudiozyma saulgeensis, 264 nucleotides long. NCBI's taxonomy places the organism in Eukaryota, Fungi, Ascomycota, Saccharomycetes, Saccharomycetales, Saccharomycetaceae. The record is from the annotation of a GenBank genome assembly.
AUGAGUGAAUCUAAUAAUCCAAAUCAAUCUACUAAUUCUAAUACUAGCACUAACCCAAAUUCUAUUCCAGAGACUGUAGAGCUUCAUAGAGCAGGUAAAACCAAAGUGGUAUCACUUGACCAACUACGUAAGCCACAUGCUAUCACUUCCAGUCCCGAGUUUCUAAAGAAUAACCCAAUAAGACAACAACAGAAUAAUAACAGUGAUAAUGCGGGAGGUCUGCUACAGUCAGGUAAUCAUAGGCCUACAUCAGAGAAGAAAUGA